GUGGCGGGAGGAGCCUAAGGGGAGAGGAAAGGCGAGUGUUCCGCUUGCGCAGACGCAAGGCUGGGUACUCCUCCGGGAGUGAGUUGCUGGGCCUGAUGACGUGGCUUGGCAACGUCCCUAGCGCCGCUGCCUCUCGGGAACUUGGCGCCGCCGGAACUGCUCGCGGCCUAGUCCCGACGCGCGUGAGAUAGUGAGCGGGAGCGGGCGACAGCGGCAGCGGCGGCUCGGCCUGCAGGAACCCGACGGGGCCUCUGCCAUGGGGGAGUGACGCGCCUGCGCCCGCUGUUCCGCGGCAGCGGCGAGACAUGAGGAGACCCCGCGGCAGGGGCAGCGGCGGCGGCUCGUGAGCCCCGGGAUGGAGGAGAAAUACGGCGGGGACGUGCUUGCCGGCCCCGGCGGCGGCGGCGGCCUCGGGCCGGUGGACGUACCCAGCGCUCGAUUAACAAAAUAUAUUGUGUUACUAUGUUUCACUAAAUUUUUGAAGGCUGUGGGACUUUUCGAAUCAUAUGAUCUCCUAAAAGCUGUUCACAUUGUUCAGUUCAUUUUUAUAUUAAAACUUGGGACUGCAUUUUUUAUGGUUUUGUUUCAAAAGCCAUUUUCUUCUGGGAAAACUAUUACCAAACACCAGUGGAUCAAAAUAUUUAAACAUGCAGUUGCUGGGUGUAUUAUUUCACUCUUGUGGUUUUUUGGCCUCACUCUUUGUGGACCACUAAGGACUUUGUUGCUAUUUGAACACAGUGAUAUUGUUGUCAUUUCACUACUCAGUGUUUUGUUCACCAGUUCUGGAGGAGGACCAGCAAAGACAAGGGGAGCUGCUUUUUUCAUUAUUGCUGUGAUCUGUUUAUUGCUUUUUGACAAUGAUGAUCUCAUGGCUAAAAUGGCUGAACACCCUGAAGGACAUCAUGACAGUGCUCUAACUCAUAUGCUUUACACAGCCAUUGCCUUCUUAGGUGUGGCAGAUCACAAGGGUGGAGUAUUAUUGCUAGUACUGGCUUUGUGCUGUAAAGUUGGUUUUCAUACAGCUUCCAGAAAGCUCGCUAUCGACGUUGGUGGAGCUAAACGUCUUCAAGCUUUAUCUCAUCUUGUUUCUAUGAUUCUCUUGUGCCCAUGGGUCAUUGUUCUUUCUGUGACAACUGAGAGUAAAGUCGAGUCUUGGUUUUCUCUCAUUAUGCCUUUUGCAACGGUUAUCUUUUUUGUCAUGAUCCUGGAUUUCUAUGUGGAUUCCAUUUGUUCAGUCAAAAUGGAAGUUUCCAAAUGUGCUCGUUACGGAUCCUUUCCCAUUUUUAUUAGUGCUCUCCUUUUUGGAAAUUUUUGGACACAUCCAAUAACAGACCAGCUUCGGGCUAUGAACAAAGCAGCACACCAGGAGAGCACUGAACACGUCCUGUCUGGAGGAGUGGUAGUGAGUGCUAUAUUCUUCAUUUUGUCUGCCAACAUCUUAUCAUCUCCCUCUAAGAGAGGACAAAAAGGUACCCUUAUUGGAUAUUCUCCUGAAGGAACACCUCUUUAUAACUUCAUGGGUGAUGCUUUUCAGCAUAGCUCUCAAUCGAUCCCUAGGUUUAUUAAGGAAUCACUAAAACAAAUUCUUGAGGAGAGUGACUCUAGGCAGAUCUUUUACUUCUUGUGCUUGAAUCUGCUUUUUACCUUUGUGGAAUUAUUCUACGGCGUGCUGACCAACAGUCUGGGCCUGAUCUCGGAUGGAUUCCACAUGCUGUUUGACUGCUCUGCUUUAGUCAUGGGACUUUUUGCUGCCCUAAUGAGUAGGUGGAAAGCCACUCGGAUUUUCUCCUAUGGGUACGGCCGAAUAGAAAUUCUGUCUGGAUUUAUUAAUGGACUUUUUCUAAUAGUAAUAGCGUUUUUUGUGUUUAUGGAGUCAGUGGCUAGACUGAUUGAUCCUCCAGAAUUAGACACUCACAUGUUAACACCAGUCUCAGUUGGAGGGCUGAUAGUAAACCUUAUUGGUAUCUGUGCCUUUAGCCAUGCCCAUAGCCAUGCCCAUGGAGCUUCUCAAGGAAGCUGUCACUCAUCUGAUCACAGCCAUUCACAUCAUAUGCAUGGACACAGUGACCAUGGGCAUGGUCACAGCCACGGAUCUGCGGGCGGAGGCAUGAAUGCUAACAUGAGGGGUGUAUUUCUACAUGUUUUGGCAGAUACACUUGGCAGCAUUGGUGUGAUUGUAUCCACAAUUCUUAUAGAGCAGUUUGGAUGGUUCAUCGCUGACCCACUCUGUUCUCUUUUUAUUGCUAUAUUAAUAUUUCUCAGUGUUGUUCCACUGAUUAAAGAUGCCUGCCAGGUUCUACUCCUGAGAUUGCCACCAGAAUAUGAAAAAGAACUACAUAUUGCUUUAGAAAAGAUACAGAAAAUUGAAGGAUUAAUAUCAUACCGAGACCCUCAUUUUUGGCGUCAUUCUGCUAGUAUUGUGGCAGGAACAAUUCAUAUACAGGUGACAUCUGAUGUGCUAGAACAAAGAAUAGUACAGCAGGUUACAGGAAUACUUAAAGAUGCUGGAGUAAACAAUUUAACAAUUCAAGUGGAAAAGGAGGCAUACUUUCAACAUAUGUCUGGCCUAAGUACUGGAUUUCAUGAUGUUCUGGCUAUGACAAAACAAAUGGAAUCCAUGAAAUACUGCAAAGAUGGUACUUACAUCAUGUGAGAUAACUCAAGAAUUACCCCUGGAGAAUGAACAAUGAAGAUUAAAUGACUCAGUAUUUGUAAUAUUGCCAGAAGGAUAAAAAUUACACAUUAACUGUACAGAAACAGAGUUCCCUACUACUGGAUCAAGGAAUCUUUCUUAAAGGAAAUUUAAAUACAGAAUGAAGCAUUAAUGGUACAAGUGGAGUAAUUAUUUAAAUUAUGUGUAUAAAAGGAAUCAAAUUUUGAGUAAACAUGAUGUAUUGCAUCAUCUUCAAAAACAUAUGAUGGAUUCUAGUGAAGACCAAAAUUACUUCUCUUUACUUUCUAUCAGGAAGCAUCUCCAUUGUAAAUAUGUAUUUACAUGUUUAUUACAAAGACCCAAAUGAAAAAUUUUUAGUCCAUUUUUUGCAUAGCCUAAGGAUAAAAUAGGAAUAAAAGUUCUAUAUUUAUGGAUUUUCUGUAUAUAAAACUGGUUUCUAAUUAUAACAAGUCCAUUAAGUAAAAUCUGUAUUGCCACUUUAAAUGUAAACUAAAUUAUUUGGGAGAAACUUCAACCACUGAUAUGAGAUAAGCAGUGAGAAUAGGGAAGUGUAUAACAUCACAGUUGUUGAUGUAUUACAAAAAUCAACCACUCUAUAAAAUAAAUUUUUUUUACUUUUGGUAA
Messenger RNA from Symphalangus syndactylus (siamang), 3298 nucleotides. RefSeq names its product solute carrier family 30 member 5 (gene SLC30A5). Lineage: Eukaryota; Metazoa; Chordata; Mammalia; Primates; Hylobatidae. Gene Ontology annotation, biological process: zinc ion import into Golgi lumen; intracellular zinc ion homeostasis. Gene Ontology annotation, molecular function: zinc ion transmembrane transporter activity. Gene Ontology annotation, cellular component: Golgi apparatus; membrane; cytoplasmic vesicle. The record is from RefSeq and is a predicted model, not a curated record.